Messenger RNA from Thamnophis sirtalis, 3280 nucleotides. NCBI's taxonomy places the organism in Eukaryota, Metazoa, Chordata, Lepidosauria, Squamata, Natricidae. The record is from RefSeq and is a predicted model, not a curated record.
UGGGUCUCUCUCAUCCCAGGCCACUGCGGAGCAAAUUCGGCUUGCCCAAAUGAUCUCGGACCACAACGAUGCUGACUUUGAGGAGAAAGUGAAACAACUGAUCGACAUCACAGGGAAGAAUCAGGACGAGUGUGUGAUUGCCCUUCACGACUGCAACGGAGAUGUCAACAGAGCCAUCAACGUGCUGUUGGAGGGGAACCCAGACACGCACUCCUGGGAAAUGGUGGGGAAGAAGAAAGGCGUGUCGGGACAGAAAGACAACGGGCAGACGGAACCCAGCGAAGAAGGCAAAGAGAACCGGGAAAAAGAGCGGGACUUCAGCCGGCGACGGGGGAGCGGCUUGCCCCGAAGAGGCCGCGGAGCCAGCCGUGGGAGAGAAUUUCGGGGCCAAGAGAACGGACUGGAUGGCAGCAAGACAAGUGGAUCUUCUGGCAGAGGCACGGAGAGAGGCCGGCGGGGACGUGGGCGAGGCAGAGGCGGAUCUGGACGACGGGGAGGAAGAUUUUCUGCCCAAGGCAUGGGGACUUUCAACCCCGCCGACUAUGCAGAACCCACCAGCACGGACGAAGGUUACGGCAAUAACAGCAACACAUGGAACAGCACGGGAAGUUUUGAGCCAGAUGAUGGGACGAGAGUUGAUUACGUUAGGGGCGAGGGGUCAAAUUAUCCCCGAAAAUUUGACACUGCUCCUGGUGCCUGGAGGACAGCAACGGAGGAGUGGGGGACUGAGGACUGGAAUGAAGAUCUUUCAGAAACGAAGAUCUUCACUGCCUCCAACGUCUCCACAGUGCCGCUGCCUGUGGAAAAUGUGACCAUCACAGCUGGACAGAGAAUCGACCUUGCAGUGCUCUUAGGGAAAACACCUUCCUCGCUGGAGAACGAAUCUCCCAACUUGGAUUCCUCCCAAGCGCCGGCUCUCAACCAGCCCCUGGUCUUCAGCAAUUCGAAGCAAAGUACCGUCUCUCAGUCUGCUUCGGCCAACACUUUCUCCCACCACGGCAUGACCUAAAGAACCCCUCAGAACCGGCGGCGCACAGUCCCUUCACCAAACGGCAGGCCUUUUCCCCCACCUCUGCCAUGAUGGAAGCCUUCCUCCAGGAAAAGCAGCCGGCGGCAACGGCCUCCUCCGUUUCGGCUCCGCCGCCUCCGUCCUCCCCACUCGCCACCAAAACUAACCCAGUCUCCCAGAUGUCACCGGAUUCCUCCAGCCCUCAGCCGGCCCAGCAGAAAUUAAAACAACAGAAAAAGAAGGCCUCCUUGACAUCAAAGAAUGGCUUCAGCUCGGUGGCACCGACGCAGUUGCAAACCACCCAGACAACUGAAGGUUCCGCCGGGUCUGCAGUCAAAUCCGACUCCCCUUCGGCCCCCAGCAUCACCGCCCCUCUGAGCGACGCCGUAUCGGCCGCCUCCCUGCUGACCACAGCCACCCAGCAUUCCUCGGUGCUGAGCAGCCUGAAUCACGCCGAGGAGCUCUCGAAUACAGCCGCCACGCAACACAGCAGUACCUUACCUGCCCAACAGAACAGCCUCUCUUCCUCAACUUCCUCUGGUCGCACGUCAACUUCGACUCUCUUGCACACCAGCAUGGAGAGCGAAGCCGUGCUCCACUCUUCUACAAGCACUUUCUCCACCGCCUCCAGUACCGUCUCGGCUGCACCGCCGGUGGUGAGCGCUCCCUCAAGCCUGAGCAGCGUCAGCAGCCUGGGCCUGAGCCUCAGUAAUAACUCCACCGUGACGGCCACCACACGCAACUCCAUAGCCACGACGUCAGGAAAGGCUCCCCCCAACCUGCCUCCCGGCGUGCCACCAUUGUUGCCGAACCCGUACAUCAUGGCACCAGGGCUGCUGCACGCCUACCCGCCCCAAGUUUACGGCUACGAUGACUUACAGAUGCUGCAGACAAGGUUCCCCUUGGACUACUACAGUAUCCCGUUCCCCACCCCAACCACUCCUCUGACCGGAAGAGAUGCAAGCUUGAAUAGCAACCCUUAUUCUGGUGAUCUCACGAAAUUUGGCCGAGGCGAUGCCUCUUCCCCCGCGCCGGCGACCACGCUGGCCCAGCCUCAACAGAACCAGACCCAAACGCAUCAUACCACCCAACAGACCUUCCUCAACCCGGCCUUGCCGCCUGGCUACAGUUAUACCAGCCUGCCCUACUACACUGGGGUUCCUGGCCUACCCAGCACCUUCCAGUACGGGCCCGCUGUCUUUCCCGUCGCCCCGACUUCUUCCAAACAGCACAGCGUCAACGUGAGCGUGAAUGCCUCGGCCGCCCCCUUUCAGCAAGCCAGUGGUUAUGGGUCCCACGGAUACAGCACGGGUAAGGAGAUGUUGAAUGGGCAUUGGGGGCGGGGCUUUGAUUUGCAUAGAGUGGGGAGGAGCAGAACCUGUUCUGACCGAGGCUUCCCGAGAAUAUCAGGAUCUAUCUACAUUAUAUCUAUCUGCCUCUACCAUCCAUCUCCCUCUCCCUCUCCCUCCCUCCCUCUCUCUCUCAGGACCCCCGACCCCUUUUGGGGGUCUUUCACCCGGGAUGACGAGGACGAUGAAGACGACGAGGAUGAUCUGGAUUUUCAGGAAAACCACUUUUCCCCCGAUGGCUUCACUUUCGGCUUCAGCUUUGAGCCAGGCGGGAUUCACUUCCACGACCAGUUUGGCUUCCAGGAACUCUUCCGGGAUUUUAACAACUUCUUCAACGACAUCGGAAGCCGGAGUCUCCCUGCCCCGUCCUUCGAAUCCCCUUGCUUGGACUGCCGCCCGCCUUCCGCCAGCCCCCCUGCUGACAAAGGACAGACCCUCCGUGAUUCGAUGCUGAAAUUCCCGGACAUCCAAAGUCGCGGAGCAGACGAGGGUCUCAAUCCCCCUAUUUCGGGAGGGAGACUCUGGGCCCCUUUCCGAGGGUUUCAAGGGAGCCAAUCGGAUGCCCCUGAUUCGAAAGAUUCCCGCAAAGAGGAUGGAGAUCUCGAUUCUCAAGUGACUUCCAAAGGUUUGCAAGCUAUUCUACCUCCCGCCCAGCCCCGGUCGUAUUUCAAAAGCGUCUCCGUCACAAAAGUGAUGGCCCCGGAUGGGACGGUCGAGGAACGCCGGACGGUGCGCGACAGCCAGGGUCACGAGGAGACGGUCGUUACUCGGAGCCCGGGGCCGGAUGACGGCCUGGCGAGAGGCCCACGAGAUCCGGUCCCUUUCAGCCCUGGCCCGGAUGGAGACUUGAGUGACACCAGUUCGAUUCUCAACAGCUUUUUCCGCCGCUGGUUUCCGAACCAGUAAUUCCUUUGGCAGAGAG